GCCUUGUGAAGUGAAUCGUUUGUCCAUAGUUCAUCAGAGCAGCUAGGGCCUUGCAUCGACUGGGAUCCCUCAUCCCGGCACACAACUUUUGAACUGAGGAAUUCCAAUGAACUGAGUGGAACAUAACUAAAAGAACUCCACUUCGUUAUUUAUUUAUCCAUAGAGAGCGAUCGGAUUUUACAUUAUUUUGAGCAGAAAAAAUAGGUUCAUAAUGGCCUUCAAAUGUCAACUAGUUCUGCUAGCCAUUACAUUCCUAUUAGCACAGUGUUCAGGGUCACUAGACAAGAAGGAUAGUACGACAAAUCACUUAGACGAGAAGAAAACAGAUUCCACAGAAGCACAUAUUGCACAAGAAACAGAAAUUGUAAAACAAAAUUCCGAUAUUGGCUCAGUUGAAGACAAUUCUAAGACAGAAGAGAAGAAGAGGUCCGCCGCCCCCCAGCAACCUGGCCUAUGGGGCAAACGUCAAAAACCCGGAUUAUGGGGAAGAUCUGCUGACGCACAACAGCACGGCCUCUGGGGCAAACGUCAAAAACCCGGAUUAUGGGGAAGAUCUGCUGACGCACAACAGCACGGACUCUGGGGCAAACGUCAAAAUCCCGGAUUAUGGGGAAGAUCCGCUGAACCAGGACAGCCCGGACUCUGGGGCAAACGCCAAAAACCCGGAUUGUGGGGACGAUCUGCAGAACCACUUCAACCUGGUCUCUGGGGCAAACGUCAAAUCCCCGGAUUGUGGGGGGGAAAACGUCAAAACCCCGGACUAUGGGGAAGAUCCGCUGAUCCAGGACAGCCUGGCCUGUGGAGCAAGCGUCAAAACCCCGGAUUAUGGGGUAGAUCCGCAGACGCACAGCAGCCUGGACUAUGGGGAAAACGCCAAGAUCUAGACUUUGGCAUGUGGGGUAAGCGUCAGAGCCCAGGACUAUGGGGAAGAAGUGCUGACCCCGGUCAACUUGGACUUUGGGGAAAAAGACAAUCACGCAUUGGAUUAUGGGGAAGAUCUUACGAGCCUCCACAAUUUGAAGAUUUAGAAGAUUUAAAGAAAAAAUCAGCAAUUCCUAAACCAAAAGAACAAUGAUAUUUUCCUAGGACAUUUAAAGUUAUCCUGAUCAUCAAUCCCCGGACGAGAAAUACAUUUCAAGUGCUUCUCUGCAGCACGAUUGACAGUUCCAUUUCCAUUACAAAGAACACAAAUGCCACGUUUCUUUAAGAUAAGAAAUCUUAUUUGUUUGAAUGCAAAUACACUUCAGGUUUUCACACAAAACUAAUACAAAAGUCUUAAACGUGAAUAACAAACAAAAAAGGGCGUAAGAAACCAGGUUUUUGUUUUAGAAUUUUUAAAUUGGUUCUGCACGUCAUUGUUAGCGGUCGGCAAUUUAAUAGCAGCCCUUUGAAACACUGUAAGUAGUCAUUGAAUGCACAUCUACGGCAAUAAAGAUCACAAAAUGGUCUUGUAAUCUG
Messenger RNA from Actinia tenebrosa (Australian red waratah sea anemone), 1458 nucleotides. RefSeq lists its product as uncharacterized. NCBI's taxonomy places the organism in Eukaryota, Metazoa, Cnidaria, Anthozoa, Actiniaria, Actiniidae. The record is from RefSeq and is a predicted model, not a curated record.